AUGGUACAAGAAAAAAUAAGAGGGGCGUGGAUAUAUUUUUUAGAAGGUAUGUGGUAUGUCCCACUUUUAUUUAUAGUUUUAUAUCAUAUUUAUAUUGAAGUUCAAAAAUCUAAAAAAUUGAAUCAAAAAUUAAAAAGGAUGUACUUAAAAUCAAUUCCAUUUCUGGUAUUUUUUAGUAUGAUGAUAGCAAUUUUAUUUAGAAUUGCAACAGGUAUAUUAGCAUGGAUAUUUAAUACUAAAGCACCACAUCUUAAUAAAAUUGUAUGUAUUAUUUAUGGAUGGAGUGUACAAUUUUUUGCAAUGGAAUUCUUUUUUAUUGUAUUACUUUUAAUGAAAUUAGCAGUUGUAUAUAUGGAUAAACGUGUACAUUUUGAGAGAGUUGCAACUGUUGAUAGAAUUAUAAUUGGUAAUGUUAUUAUGUCAUUGGUGUUUUAUACUACAAUCGGAGUUAUAGUAUUGGUUGAUGGUAGUUAUAGUAAAGUUAUCGAUACAACUUGGAGAUUAUAUUUCAUUUGUUCAGCCGCAUUAAUUACUGGAUCACUUGGUUUCUUUGGUUUUAAAAUUUUAAAACAAGUUUACCACAAUAAGAAUAGGACUCAACAUGAUGAAAUGCUUGUUUCAAAAGUUAAAGGUCUCAUUGGUGUUACAUCUUUUCUUGGUAUUGUACUUUGGGUUAUCAAUAUUGUUUAUGUUACCAUUGGAAGAGAUUCAGAUGCUGAAGAUUGGAUUAAUAUUGGUUUCUUUGCUCUUGAAUUAAUCAAUUGUUAUGCUGCAUUAAUUAUUUUUGGUAGAUCUGAAACCUGUAGAAAGAUUAGAUUAUUAUUAGGUUAUCCAGAGUCAAUGGUAGGCUCAGAUAGUAGUAAAGGUUCUAGUGGUAGUUCAAAUGGUGCCAAUGAAUUGGCUUUAUCUGUUACUCAUAUUUCAACUCAUUAUUCAAAUACAAUCGAUGUUCAAAUAUCUGAUUCCAAUAAUAUAAGUGUUUCAAAUUCUUCUGAAGUUUAA
Messenger RNA from Dictyostelium discoideum AX4, 1002 nucleotides. RefSeq lists its product as hypothetical. The record is from RefSeq and is a predicted model, not a curated record. NCBI's taxonomy places the organism in Eukaryota, Evosea, Eumycetozoa, Dictyosteliales, Dictyosteliaceae. The coding region runs from base 1 to 1002 and encodes 333 amino acids. The transcript has 2 exons.